Molecule: messenger RNA, 1115 nt
Organism: Hydra vulgaris (swiftwater hydra)
Lineage: Eukaryota; Metazoa; Cnidaria; Hydrozoa; Anthoathecata; Hydridae
Biological process (GO): canonical Wnt signaling pathway
Molecular function (GO): Wnt-protein binding; Wnt receptor activity
Source: RefSeq, a predicted model, not a curated record
UUAAGCUUUUAUUUAACUUACGACGCUUGUUUUGCUCUAUAUCUUAAACAGAUAUUAAAAAGAAACUUGAUAAAUACCUUUAUUAUAGAAUUGUAUACUUACUUAUAUGGGAAAAAACUUAAUUCUAAAGCAUUGAAAGUUAUAAUGGCAUUUAAUGGAUUCAUCAUAAUAAUAAAUAUACUUUUUUUUGGCCUACGUCAAGUUCAACUCCAAGAUUUUAGUAAUCCAUGCUCAAUCAAUCGUGGUGGAUGCGAUCAGAAAUGUGAAAGCCUUUCGAGCAAAGUGAUAUGUUCUUGCUAUUUCGGAAAGCUGCAACCUGAUGGCAAAACAUGUAAAAAAGAUUUUAGCGAUCCAUGCUCAAUCGAUGGUGGCGGAUGUGAUCAAAUAUGUGGAACAAUUUUGGGUAAAGCGGUAUGUAAAUGCUAUAUCGGAAAACUGCAAUCUGAUGGCAAAACAUGUAAACAAGACUCGUGUGUUCAAAAAAAUUGUUCUCACGAUUGUUACGAAUUACUAGAUAGUGUAAUGUGCUCAUGCCCACCUGGAAUGGAUUUGCAACCUAAUGGUCUGAUUUGUUUAAACAGUGAUACAGGUUUAUUUCAAAGAAAUGGAGUACUUAAACCCAUUGGCAUUAUUUGUGGCAUCAUUUUUUCAAUUUGUUUAAUAAUAAAUUACCUACGCAAAAAAAAAUUAGAGAGAACUUCUGCAGAAGAGUCAAGAGAAAUGCAACGUCCCGGUACAGAUGUGGUUGUUCCACAUACUUUUGACACACAGAAUUCAGAUGUUGGACAGCCUGCUCCGAAUCGCCAUGAUUAUUUGAAAGAAGAUUUGGGAGUAAUUAACAUGGCUAACACUAAUAAUUCCUCUCCUCCAUAUGAUUUAGAAGAUCUACACCGACCGCUUUCAUACGAAUCUACACAGUGUUUAAACUCAUUAAAUGUUAUUUCAAGCAAUGACCCUCCGCCUAUGUACUCUGAAUAAGAUUCUUAUUAAAAAUUGAACGAAGUGUUUAUUAAAAGUACUUAUAAGUUACUUCAGUUUUCCAAAUUUUAACAAAGAAAUCAUGUUAUCUCUCUUACUGAUCAAUAAACAUAAUAAAAUUUUUUAAAAUCCGUAAA